GAGCAGCCCCGCGCCGCGCCCACCGCGCGCCGAGGACCAUGCCGCCCCCGGGCCGGGCGCCGCCGCUCGGGCUCCUGCUGGCGCUGACUGCGUUCCGGUGCCCAGAGAUGGAGAGCCGAGGGAUCGUGGAUAGUCUGCAGAGGUUUUCCUCGCUGCCUGCCUAUCUACCCACAAGCUUCCACAUCGCCGACGCAGAGGAGGCCUUCUUCCUUAAGGAAGCCAACCAGGACGUCACGAGGAACUCCAGUCUGCAGGCGCGGGUGGAGUCAUUCUUUGUCUACCGGGCCCGGACCCCCCCGACUGUCAAUGCCAGCUAUGGCCCAUUUUCAGCAGAGAAGACAAUCCCGCAGGAGCUCUUGUUGACUUCCCCAGCCUUUGGAAACAUGGAGAAGUUUCCCUUCCACUGGAAGCUGAAAUCCCACAUCCUCGACAGCUCCAUCUACUCCAACAGACCCAAAGUGCAGACCUUGUUUUACAUCACUGGGAUGGACUGGGGCGGCAGCGACCGCGAGGAAGAUCUACCGUGCGUCAAGAUGUUUGCCUUCCCCGAGACCAGGGAGGUGGCGGCCAGCUGUCGGCUGCAAGGGGCCCCGGGGCUGUGUGUGGCUGAGCUGGAGCUGCUGCCCGAGUGGUUCAGCUCCGGGCUGGACCUGGAGCCCGAGGAGGAAAUCCCGGCUUUGCUGGGGGGCACUGCGAUGGAGCUCUUCUUCACACUGUUCCCGGCCGACCGGGCCGGCCGGUGUCCGCUGGAGGAAGAGGGCAAGUGGGAGAACAACGUCCACUCCGGGCAGCAGCACCCCCAGCAGGUGCCCCCAGCCCGGGAGAGGGUCGGGAGUGUGGUGGUCUACCCAACUCAGGACGGCCUGAAGCGGUCCCUGGUGAGCCUGGAUGAGAACGUCGUCAUCUCCGUACCCCUGAACCUCGUCCGGGAAGGGGGCACGGCCACCUUUUUGGUCUCUCUGACCGGCAGCUCUGUGGCAGACCACUUCACUCUGAGAAUUAAGGCUGCAGCUGGUGUGAGAAUAUCGGCCGUGCGCGUCAGCAGUGAGCAGCAGUGGGCGGUCCAGGAGGACAUCGACAGCGGCAGCGAGCAGACAGCGGCCACCCUCACCUGUGUGGGCCACCACCCGGACACGCAGAGCAGGGCAAAUGGCUCCUUCUAUGAGAUCUUGCAAGUAGACUUUGGGAUCGACAACAGCAGUGGCCUGGCCGGGGCCCAGCCCAUCACCUGGCAGGUGGAGUAUCCAGUGGAGGACUCUAUGAGCGAACUGGCCGUCUCUGAGAUCUUCGUCAGCCAGACAUCCUUUGUGGGCAUCGUCCCUCUUGUAAUGGAUACGGAGGUGCUGAACACGGCCGUCCUCACGGGGAAGCCUGUCGCGGUUCCCGUCAAGGUCGUGGGCAUUCAGGAGGAUGGCUCCGUGGUGGACGUGUUGGAGGCUGUGGAGUGCAGGUCUGCGGAUGAAGACGUCGUGAAGGUCUCCAACCACUGCGAUUCCAUUUUUGUGAACGGGAAGGAAAUGAAGAGCAAAGUGGACACGACUGUGAACUUCACGCACCAGCACUUCACCUCCCAGCUGGAGGUCACCGUCUGGGCGCCCAGGCUCCCCCUGCAGAUUGAGAUCUCAGACACGGAGCUGAGCCAGAUCAAAGGCUGGAGGAUCCCCGUGGCCUCCAACAGAAGGCCCACGCGAGAGAGCGAGGACGAGGAGGACGAGGAGAAGAAGGGCCGGGGGUGCUCCCUGCAGUACCAGCACGCCGCCGUGCGCGUCCUCACCCAGUUCGCGGCCGAGGCGCGCGACUCGGGUCAGCUGAGCUACAUGCUGGGCCCCGACUGGCAGUUCGACAUCACUGACCUCGUGGCCGAGUUCAUGAAGGUGGAGGAGCCGAGGAUCGCGCAGCUUCUGGGCGGCAGGACCCUGGUGGGCCGGGAGCCGGGGAUAACCACGGUGCAGGUGCUCUCACCUCUGUCCGACUCCAUCCUGGCUGAGAAGACAGUGAUCGUGCUGGAUGACCGCGUCACCAUCGCCGACCUGGGCGUGCAGCUGGUGGCCGGCCUGUCUCUUGCCCUGCAGCCUCACAGAGCGGACAAGAGGGCUAUUGUCUCCACGGUGUCUGCCCAGGACGUCCUCCAGGCCCCGCAGCAGGAAGCAAUAGUCAGUUCUUGGAUUUUGUUCAGUGAUGGUUCGGUGACACCCUUAGACAUUUAUGAUCCCAAGGAUUUUUCUGUUACUGUGUCAUCAUUGGAUGAAAUGGUGGUGUCUGUCCAAGCAAACCUUCAGUCCAGAUGGCCAGUUGUGGUUGCACAGGGUGAAGGACAAGGGCCCUUGAUUAAAUUAGAAAUGAUGAUUAGUGAGCCCUGUCAGAAGACCAAGAGGAAGAGUAUUCUUGCCGUGGGUAAAGGGAAUGUCAAGGUCAGAUUUGAACCAAAUAUUGAUGAGCACCAAGGAGGCACCAACGAUAUUGAGGGCAUCAGUCGGGAAUACAAAGACCAUCUCAGUAAUUCCAUAGAGCGUGAAGGGAACCAGGAGAGAGCAGGUCAGGAGUGGUUCCAACGUGGCGCCUCUGUUGGCCAAGAGGAACGUAGCAACAAAAGCACAACCCCACAGUCUCCUCAGGAAGGAAAGGGUAAGAAGUCACUCAAGAGUGGCGGUCCAGACACCUUCACAAGCUUCCCCACUCAAGGGAAGUUACCGGAACCCAAUAAUCCCAGUGACCUGACAGUGACCUCCAGGGGGUUAAGUGACUUGGAGAUCGGCAUGUACGCUCUGCUCUGUGUCUUCUGCCUGGCCAUUUUGGUCUUCUUGAUCAACUGUGUGGCCUUUGCUUGGAAAUAUAGACACAAAAGAUUCGCCGUGAGCGAGCAAGGCAACAUCCCCCAUUCCCAUGACUGGGUCUGGCUUGGGAAUGAAGUAGAACUUCUGGAGAACCCCGUGGACAUCACCCUCCCGUCGGAGGAGUGCACGACCAUGAUAGACAGGGGCCUGCAGUUCGAGGAGAGGAACUUCCUUCUCAACGGCGGUUCCCAGAAGACUUUCCAUAGUCAACUGCUCAGACCCUCUGACUAUGUCUAUGAGAAAGACCUUAAAAGUGAGCCUAUAAAUCCAUCGGGCCCAAAGCGGAAGCGAGUCAAGUUUACUUCCUACACCACCAUCCUCCCGGAGGACGGCGGCCCGUACACCAACUCCAUCCUGUUUGACAGUGAGGACAACAUCAAGUGGGUCUGUCAGGACACGGGGCUGGGGGGUCCCCGGGACCUUAGAGACUAUAUGGAAAGCCUGCAAGACCACAUGUGAACUCCUUUCUUACGUUUGUAUUCACCUUUAUGCCUUCUGUUUUUUGAACGGUGGAGCAGUGAGUUUGUUCAGCAAUAGGGGAUGAUUUAACAAAGCUUCAUUUGGGGCGGUCUGGGGUGGGGAUCCCUUUCUGAGCAGGUGUCAGAGGCCUGGAGAGCUAUAGCAGCUGGGUUAUAAGCCGGGAAAUGUCUCGAAAGCAGCCACCUGUAGAUCCUGGAGAAAUUCUAAGACGACAGUUGUAUCUGCUGCCUGGUACUAGCUCAGUUCAAACAUUACUAAACCUGACCCCACAGACAUUGUUAGUCAUCUCGCAACAAACGGCCACAUGGAAUUAGAAAAGGCUCGGGUGUUGAUUUUUCUAUUCCUAGAACUUUUAAAGCACAGUGGACAUUCCUUGCCCUUGGCCUGAGAUUGGAUGUACGUGAAAGAUGCUGAAUGUAGCCGCCCUUAUUUGUUACGAGGCUGCUCAUUAUUUUUAUACACAUUUGCACCUGCACCUGGUUCCUUUGGCCUCUGGAAUUCUUUUUGAAACACGAAGAAGAGCAAUUGCAGUCUCUUCUCUCCGAGAUGUUUGAUUUUCACAUGAGUUUUGGUCGCUGACGUUCGCCGCGUCCGUGCCGGACGUCAGGUGCUCUCCGUUGCCCACAUUCCUUACCUAAGGGGCAACGUCUGAGAAGCUCAGCCUCGCACGGUCCUCCCUUCUCUUUGUUGUGGAACUUCCUUGUAUCACACUGGGACAUGGGAUUUUACAUAAAACACUAACAUACUGCGAGGGAGGGCCAUCUUUACAGUUUUCUAUACGGCGCUUACAGACUUUGGUGACCACUUGUCAACCACAUUUGUUUUUACCUUCUGCUUGUGGAACAUUCGUGGGGGACUCCUGGAGUGUAUUUCUGAGGGCAGAAAGGCCCUGAGAGAGUCAUAUUUAUACUGGUGCUUUCUGGUCAACACAAUUUGUGAUCCAAGCUGAAAUCAGAAUUUUAAAUUAGUAUUACACAGAAAGGAAAUUGUGUAGGAGAUAUGUUCAGGUUAUACUUCCAUUUUACCAGAGCAAAAAAAAAAAAAAAAAUUGAAAGUAAGUAGAAUGAUGUUUCAACUUAGCAAUAUGUAAAAAUCCAUCCAUAUAAUGACACCCCCCCCCAAAAAAAAUCAUCAGUCAUGACUCUGGCAGAGCUCAAACCUAUGCAGGGUAUGCACUGAUGGAGAAAAGAAUGGGUUUGCUUCCAAGUUUCAUAAAAUAAAUGACUGUUGGAGAGUUUCAGAAGCAAGUAGGUAGAAAAACCAUAGCUGUUGGGAAGUCAGAGUGACAACAGGAAAAAAACAUAAGCGUGACCCCCUGCAUAAUUUUUAAAUAAAAAAUGUCUUUCAAAGAAUAGAAGGAAUGGUUUCAAGCAGAGCAAGAAUUUCAGAUUAGCAGAGCAGAACGUUUGAUUACUGUGGGUUAGCUCGGAAAACGGGCACGAGACUAGACCACCUAUUCCAGGAUUUCUGGUGCCAUCUGCAUUGCUGAGAAGUAGAAAUGUAAAGACCAGAGUCACGAAGACCUGCAGGAGGGGCAAGGAAGUGGUUGGCUGACUCCACAUGGCGGAGGAGCAAGCUGUUGGAACAAGAGCUUGUGAGCUUUCUGUGCGCGGGAGCAUGACCACCUGCUGCCUCCAAGGGACAGAGUCCUACCUGUGUCUCUUGCCCACGGGACUGUGGCGGGUUUGUAAACAGUGCAUAAAUCCGCAGGCUUGUGGGCCUGAUUUCUAGAGGCCAGUGUCCAGCCGAUCUUGUGUUUCAGAUGAGGGUUAAGGGCUGAAGCCAGUGAAGUUUCAAAAAUCUUCCAAUCUGAUGGGCGAAGGAGGCCAGGAGACCCGGGCUUUGGCUUCGGAGGGAAUUUGCACAGCGAAGGCUGACGCCUGGCAGCAAGAGCACCCUGGGCAACCAGAGGAGGCAGAGGCCGCUCACCGAGGGUUCGGUGCAGAGGGAGCUUGGCCCGCAGGGGAGGCCCCGGGGAAGUUCACACGCUAAUGCCACGUAGCUCUCCAGUAGAGUCUCGCUCAUGUGCCAUGUUCUCAAUGUUCUCUGCCUUUGGAUCUUCAGCAUUCCGACAUAACAGGAACUUCGAGUCUGAAACUGAGGAAGCUCAGCUGGUAUAGGGGGUGAGUCUCUCUCUCUCUCUCUCUCUCUCUCUCUCUCACACACACACACACACACACACACACACACACACACACAGCAGGCUUCCCCUGCUGCUACAGUGAGGCCCUGGGUCUGGGGGUGAUCUGGGAAGGGACAAGGGACGUUACCAUUGCCGUGGGGAGCAUUACUGAGAAGCUUGCAAAUCGGAGCCUUUCCUGGGGUCUGAGCGCUUGCUGGGGACAGAGUGCAGACUAGGCAGCGUCAGAAGGGAGAACAUGCCAGUGGGUUCUCAGGAGUGGGAAACUGACCACUGUCCUGAAGAUGCCUCCCAGGGGGUGAGCCACAGCCCCCCAGUGUGAUCUGGGCUCUGUACGGUCACCUUUGCUGGCUUCUGUUCAAACUCAGUUCACUAUGAGUCAUGUGGAAGGUCACGGGGCGGGGGGGUCCCUUUUACCGCACAGGGCACACUCACACGGACACACACACGUAUGCACAUGAGUGUGUGAAUAGUGAGGAGCCAGGGAAUACAGUAUUUAGCGGAACCAGCACUGUGGCUCGCUCCCCGCCUUGGCAUGGGCACUGUUCCCAGCUCCCCAGGAUUUCAGUGAGGCUCUUUCUGUUCUAAAUGUUUCCCACUCACCGGCAGCCAUGGAUUAUAUCCACUUGUUUUUCAACUAGAUCAUUUAAAACGAAUAGGAACCCCUCAAUAUCUAAACUAGAACAGGGAAAAGAUGUAACUUAGGAAACCUUGAAAUCCGUUCCCUGGGGGCCUGCACUCGCCUGGAGUUUCCAGGUUUUUACAGCUGGAGUGGUGUGAUUCGUCACCUGAACAGAACAAGUGAUAAAGCCCCGUCCUCUCCCUGAGAAGGGAAUACUUGGGCACACCCCUCCCCCCGAGGCCAGCACCUCAGUCAGCCUCCUGAGGGGCCGCAGGCUGGGAGCUGUGCGGUUCCCACAGAGGGUGGCUCAGGCGCCCACGGGGACCAGGCCACCUAGAACGGGGAGGGAGGGAGCGGUGUCCCCCACGGCCAGAUGUGCUCCCUCCCAGGCCGCGCCCCAGGAUCCAGGAGCAGCCGCCACACGCCGGAGGUAGAGCUUAAGUGCACAGAGUCGCAACUUCGGGAAAGCCAGAAGACCCUGCCAGUGUCCCCGAAGAACGCCCCCCAGCAAGCCUCGGGCCGCCCCGUGCGCACGGACAGAGGACUGACUGACCUCCCAGCUAUUUUGUAUUGCACCCUGGCCAGGGUCAGCUCCCAGACUUCAACUCCAGGCAGAGGGUGUCUGUGCGCACACGUUAAUGCAGGGAAAACAAUGGAUUACUUUUUGUCCCAUUUGCCACAUUCGUAGACGAGCACUUUGUACUUUGUUCAUCUUUAAGUUUAGGAAGUCUGCCUUUGUGCAUUUUGAUCCUUUGCAUCCUUUCUUCACCCUUUUGGAAAGGCAUCUUCUCGGUGUUGGGGUGUUGGGACCGGUCAAGGCUCUGUGUCCAAGAACUAGCUAGCCCGCCUUCAACAACCACGCAGAGCGGUUGCACCUGCUUCCUACAUGUCUCCGGGACCGUUGUCUUUUCUACUUGAAUCAUCUCAAAAAUGGCUUCAAUUCUCCAUCCUCGUCUCUCUAAGUGACACGAUGGAUAGUUUAUAGACUCAGCAACCAUCUCCCCCAUUGAAAUUCUACACGUGUGAUGUACCGCGUAUCACCUGUGAUGUGAAGGGACGGGACGGGUGGCGGAGGUUACGGGAGGAUGCGGCUCGCAGAUAUUUUUGUAUGUAACAUACGCAAUACCCUGAGGCACCGAGAGGUGUGCUGGAAUAAAUACAUUUUACAGUAAAAGCAUGCAACGCUGUAGCUUUUAAAUGUACAGACCUCCCGCUCAAAAAUAUCUAAACCCAUGGUGGGGGAAACACUGGGUAGGAACGCGGCCUGGAGAGGGCGCGGCUCAUUGGCGGCAUCACUGAUGGAACCUGCCAGAAUAUUUUGAUCUUACUCUUCAUUGCUUUUGGAUUUUUUUCCUUUUUUUUUUUCCUGGAAAUAUUUCAGAAAUAAAGUGACUACAUUUCCCAGCAUAAAGGUAUAUUCUAACCACAGGGUAACUCAUCAUUUUUAACAUGAAAAUAAACAUUUAAACAUUCUUCCGUGGUUUCAUUAUUUUACGCACACAGUCCCUUUUCAACUUUAGCCUCUCUUAUGAUUUUGCUAUAUUGAUAUCUAUUUUUUUCUUCUUAGCCAGAGAUUUUUAAUACCCCUGACACAGCCAUAAAUGGAAACCAAAAGAAAAUGUUGCUUAAAAGUUGCCAGCAACUUUCACCUUGGAAAGCUUCUCAUUUGCUUCCCCAGCUGGGGGACCCUUAUUCUGGGAUGUGUCAGAAGGACGGCUCGUGGCACCCACGUCCCUGGCCGGGGUCACACCGUCUUGGAUUCGGCGCUGACAUGCAGGACGCAGUGGCCCCCGACCUCGGUCUCCCUUCUGGUCUUUCCUUGUGGAUGGCUCACUCGUGUAUGUGUUUGGGGCACGGGCGUGGGUGCUGAGGACCAGGACAGACAGAACUGUGGAGACAUGAGAAAAACACAAGAGCGCCGGGCGCCUGCCAGAGAGGCCGAUGGAAGUGUUUUAGCUGACGGCCGGCCAGGCGCCGCUGAGCCCCCACAGGUCCUCUGUUGGCACGGCUGUCCUCCCCAGCACUGCCAGUAUCACCUUUGGCAUCUUGGCAAAGGCCGCCCCUUGCUUUCAGGAAGAGGCAGUAACUUGAGCUAAGUGGGCUCUGCAGACCUCAUUUGAGGCAGUGGGUGUAAACACGGGUGGUUGGCUUGUGGAGUCAGAUCUGCAGAGUAGCAGGCUGCAGAUGAGCCCCCCUGCUCUCCCAGGCGUAGAGGAUUCCCCCCUGACCACCUCCCCCCACUCCUUGUCCUCGGAACAUAGGAGGAUGGAGCCACGGCCCCCGCAUGCUCUCCCCAGGCCCCAGGGUGCACACAUGUAGUCAGUAAAGUUGGUUUCUAAAAGAGAAAAGAUAAAGAAGCUUGAAAAAAGGUUUGUAAAAGAACGAACCCUUGUUAUAUUUAGUUUCUGAGUGUGUGCAAAGUGCAAACCCCACAUUUCCAAUUUGGGGGUAUUGAUUCCUUCAUGCCUUUAGUUUCUCUAUGGUUUCACACAGCUUAGAUUGGCGAUAGAGGGUUUUUUUUGUUGUUCGCUUUUAGAAAUUUUAAAGAAUAUGAGAAAGUGCAGGAACAUUGCACCCUGGGUCUUCUAGGAGUCGGGGUGAGCAGGACACUGUCAUUUUCCAGAUGAGAAAUAACGGUCCAAGUCCAAUAAGGCCUCCCUGCCCCAGUCCAAGGAAGUAAUCAUGUCAUCAAAAUUGGACAAUCUUCGUGUUCCAUGAGAUGCCUUUAUGAUUUCUUUGGCUUUAAUUAUUGCCCUCAGUCAGUUCAAUUUGAUCUUAAGGAUUGAAAUCUGGUUAGACGCUGCAGAAGCCAAGAGGACAGGUGGUCUUUUUAAUGCAUCUACCCUGCCUGUUGGAAGAACGCACCUUACAAACAGAGGGAUGGAUGUUGCUCUGGAAUUCGGGGUCCAGGUGAUAUCGACCUCUCGACCCAUUUGAAAAUAGUACUUCUCUAGGCUUAAAUCACUGUUGACCUGACCCUUCUUUCUUUUCUUCCUUUGGCCAAAGAGCAUGUACCACUUUCUGGUUCCCAUGAUAAGGUUGCAGCUGAAAGAAUCCGCUGUUUGAUGAUGACCUCCUUUGUAGGAAUUUGACUUGCUGAAUGAAAUAACACCAACACCAGUGUAGACACUGCCCGGGUAGUGUAAUUUCUUCACUUAGAGAUGCUUCCUUGGAGAGUGUGCCUUGUUCUCUUUGUCCUAACCACUGUAGGAUCUCUGUUUUAUCUGGGUAAGUUCCCGCUUGAGGCAAACACGCUCUAAUCCCAUGGGUAUUGUAGGCUGACAAGGGGCACCCACCAGGCAUUGAUAAAGCACACCCUCCCAGGUUCUCAGCCCCCGUGUUCCACUCUCCGCGGUGUGCGUCUCUACUGGGCACAGCGGUAAACUUGUGUGGGGCCUUUUACUGUCUCAGUGGCUCUGCCGCUGUAAAUCGCUUACACCUGCCAGUUCCCAUCCCCAGAGACGCCAGGACUGGCCACAGGAGGGACCAACGUGCUUCCUCUGGGCACACAGACCACCGAGCAAGUGACCUUUCCUUAGUUGUCCUCCAUGGGGAGCCUUAUUUUGAACAUCAAUUUAAAAUUUAAUGCAGAUUCCAGGAAUGAAUCUGUUGCCCGACCCCCCAUGACAUGGAUGUUCCAAGCAUGGUCGUGGGUUUAAGCCAAAGCCCAAAUAUGGAAGGCAGGAGCCGGAGUAGACAAUUAUGUAAUAAGUGAACAACAGUGGGUACCAUACAGCAGAUCCAUGCUCUCGGUGGGGGGCCACACGUGUCUCCCCGUGGCCAACAAUUCUUACAAUGCUGCUUAUCUAUAUAACACGUGUCUGAAGAGCAUGCCAUGUGCUCACAUUUUAAAUCUGUCAGGUUCCCUGGCUCUUCUCAGGCAGGUGGAUCUGAUCUGGGCUGCUGAGCGCAGUGAACGGCCAAAUCCACACAGCCCACUUCCGGCUGGCUUCUGGGCAACAGUGGGGGAUAUUUGGUCUGGCAUUUGAAAACAAAAAACAAAGGUGUUAUCCCCUACUUUCUACUUUUCUGAGUUGGGUUCUUGUUGCCUGGUACACGCCCGAUAUUAUAAACAGAGCAUGCUGUGAUUACAUUGUGCUUCUAUACCCUUUCUCGGUUGUAUAACGUCUUUCUCAUAUUACCCACGGUUUUCAGUAUGAUCUGUUGUAUAUGUUCCUCGGUAUAUUUAACAUAUCUGUAAAGGCACUUCCAAACAUUUUGAAAAUGAAGAAAUAAAACGUGUUGGACGA
Messenger RNA from Zalophus californianus (California sea lion), 10326 nucleotides. RefSeq names its product transmembrane protein 132B. NCBI's taxonomy places the organism in Eukaryota, Metazoa, Chordata, Mammalia, Carnivora, Otariidae. The record is from RefSeq and is a predicted model, not a curated record. The coding region runs from base 39 to 3293 and encodes 1084 amino acids. The transcript has 9 exons.